Messenger RNA from Volvox carteri f. nagariensis, 1860 nucleotides. RefSeq lists its product as uncharacterized. Gene Ontology annotation, biological process: protein phosphorylation. The transcript has 10 exons. Gene Ontology annotation, molecular function: protein kinase activity; ATP binding. The coding region runs from base 1 to 1860 and encodes 619 amino acids. NCBI's taxonomy places the organism in Eukaryota, Viridiplantae, Chlorophyta, Chlorophyceae, Chlamydomonadales, Volvocaceae. The record is from RefSeq and is a predicted model, not a curated record.
AUGUCAAUUGUCUUCAAUGCUAGUUGGGUCAAGAUCCUCAAUCCCAUCGGCGAGGGUGCUUUUUCUCGUGUGUAUGAGGGAAUUUACACCAACCCCGAUACGCUGGAGGAAAGCGUUGUCGCUGUGAAGAUCUUGAAGAAGAAUAUGCUGAAGCGGAGGAACAUUGUGGCCUGUUACGGCAUUGGCAAGUACGACGAUGAGGACGACCAGAACCCUGGGUCGCUGUUUAUCGUACAGGAGCUCGUACGUGGCGGCAACCUGCUGCACAAGGUUUACAAGCAGAUGCUCAACCGCCACAAGUGUGUGUACACGAGUGCCGAGGCCCUGGAGUGGUUGUGUGACGUGGCGGCCGGAAUGCAGUACCUCCACUCGACCAGCGACAUCAAGCCCAUGAUCAUCCACCGGGAUCUCAAGCUGGAGAACAUCAUGUUGAUGCCGGAUGAGGGCCCCACGGGCACGGUGGCGAAGCUGGUGGACUUUGGUCUUCACAAGGUGAUUGACGACCGGAUCAAGAAGGUGGUGAAGCGCGUCAUGUCGGAGGCCAACAUGGGCGGCAUGCUAGCCCGCCGCCAUAUGCAGCAGCAGGCGGCUGAAGGAGAGAUUGGCGAGGAGGAGGACGAGUUGGAGGCCGCACUCGCACAACAGCGCCGGGAACAGGCGGCCAUGAUGAUGGCCACUGCAGCGGGGCACGGAGGGGCGGCGGCGGCGGCGGCGGCGGCUGCCAACAGCGGCGGCGGAGCCGGCGGCGGCGGUGGCAGCCCCUCCGGGGCUGCCGGCGGCGACGCUGGCAGCGCGAGCGCGAUGCCGGCUGUGAGUGAGGAUGGUGAGGAGGAGGAGGCUGUGGAGGGUCCAGCAGCAGGGGCAGGGACGGGGGUGGCCGGAGGGGCUGCGGCGGGGCAGGGCGAGGCUCGCAACGGCUCCUUCUCCAGGUCGCCGCUGGGUCGACCCGCUCAGCCCGCCAUACCGGAGGACGGCACAGCAGUGGAUGUGACCGAGGACCCGGUACGCCGGCUGCGGGCGCCCCCCAAGAAGCAGAACUCGAUGCAGAAGCUGAUGGCGAAGAUGAAGGAAAUCAAGCUGCGAGUGACGGGCAAGUUGCCGGCGGACGGUACCUCGGCGGCGGAGGGGAUGGCGCCCGGCGGUGCCGCCACAGCUGCAUCCGCCGCGGCGACGGCCGGCGCCGCUGGCGCGACGGCCGCCAAGCCCGCGGCCGCCGGUGUGGGUGGCGCGGGUGAGGAGGCGGCGGGUGGUGGUGGUGACCUGAGCGCAGAGGCACGGGAGAAGCAAGUCAAGAUGGCGCAGAACGAGGCGCUGCUCAACAAAUUGAUCCAGCAGCAGAACUCGACAAUGGCGGCGGCGGAGAAGGCGCAGAUUAUGGACGACUUGGGCAUUGUUGCGGGCCCGGCUGCCACGGAGAGGAAGAGGGCACCGCCGCGCCGCGCCGUUACCUGGGUUAACGAAGUCAGGUACAACUUGACGGAGGCGGUUGGGUCCUGGGCCUACAUGGCGCCGGAGGUGGUGCUCGGCCAGCCGUACAACGAAAAGGUUGACGUGUUCAGUUUUGGAGUCAUCCUAUUUGAGGUUCUCAACCGGAAACUGAUGUUGGUUGACGAGAUCAAGAACGACCCGCGCAAGGACGCCCAGGCCUAUGCUGAGCGAGUCGCCCGGGGUUUCCGCCCCGAGAUCCCCCGCCGGUGGCCCGACCAGCUGCGGGAGCUGAUCACGUUGUGCUGGGCCCAGGACCCGCACCUACGCCCCAACUUCACAGCGGUGGUGGACAUGUUGGAGGAGGUGGUCAACAGCGGCUGCGUCUCCAAACUGGACAUCAUGUACUGGAGCCGACCCGGAGGCUUCGCGUAA